ACAAUUAAAAGAAGAAAAAAAAAAAAAGAUUAAAUAAACUUUAAAAAAAAAAAAUAAAUAAAUAAAUAAAAAAUGGUUCAAUUAAAUGCUAGUGGCAGCGGUCACAUACAUACGGUAGUAUUGGAUAAAACUGGUAAACGAUCCUUUGGCAUAUGUAUAGUAAGGGGAGAGGUUAAAGACUCGCCGAAUACAAAAACGACAGGAAUUUUUAUAAAAGGCAUUGUACCCGAGAGUCCAGCACAUUUAUGCGGAAAAUUAAAGGUUGGUGAUCGCAUACUAUCCAUAAACGAUAAAGAUGUACGCAAUGCUACCGAACAAGAAGUGAUUGAAUUAAUUAAAGAUGCCGGUAUUCAAAUUAAUUUAGAGAUACAAACAUUCGAUAAGCAAGAAGAAAAGAAAGUUUCAGAUAAUCGAGAAAAUGGUUUUAUACAGAAUAAGCCUAGGCUUGGGCCUGCGCCCAGCAUUAAGCAAAAGCCACCGAAUGUUAAUUCUUUACUUAAAAAUACUUCGACAAUUCAGUCGUCAAAAAUGGAUAGCAAUUAUCAGGAUGACGAUGAGGACGAUACACGUGAUAUGACGGGACGUAUUAGAACAGAGGCCGGUUUUGAGAUCGAUCGUGCCUCAGCGGGUAACUGUAAAUUAAAUAAAAGCGAAAAGGAUCGAGAUAAAGAAACCGAAGAUGAAUUUGGCUAUACAAUGGCCAAAAUUAAAAAACGUUACAACUUAAUGAGUGAUCUACGAAAAGUGGAAAUAACUAAACCACCGAAUCAAGCAUUGGGUUUGGCUUUGGCGGGCCAUAGUGAUCGUCAAAAGAUGGCUUGCUUUGUGGCUGGUGUAAAUCCGAAUGGCCUAUUCGGUUCGGCAGAUAUAAAACCUGGCGACGAAAUACUUGAAGCUAAUGGUAAUGUUUUGAAAAACCGCUGUCAUCUCAACGCUUCAGUCAUAUUUAAAAAUGUCGAUUGUGAUAAACUUGUUUUGAUAACAUCGCGACGAAAAGCCUCUGACGAUAUGAGCGUAAGACCAGUUAAACGAUUUCCACCCGAAGUUGACGAUACCAAAUUCCUAUUCGAUCAAUUUCCCAAAGCUCGUUCAGUGCCCAUUAAAAAAGAGGGUUUCCUGGGUAUUAUGGUUAUUUAUGGCAAACACAAAGAAGUUGGCAACGGUAUAUUCGUUUCCGAUCUACGCGAAGAAUCAAAUGCUCAGUUGGCGGGUAUUAAAGUUGGUGACUUAUUAAUGGCUGUAAACAAAGAUGUUACCUUGGAGUCCACAUACGAUGAGGCAGUGGCUUUACUAAAACGUAGCGAAGGCAUUGUUAAUCUGGUGGUAAUGAGUUUGAAACAGGAAGAGUCCGAAAAGAAAGACGACAAGAAAGCCGAAGAUGGCGAUAAAGCCGAUAAAGGAGAUAAAAAGAAAGAAGAGAAGCCAAAAGAACCGGAAAAACCAAUAGAUCCGGCAACAUGUGAAGUGGAAUUAAAUAGAAAAACAUUGAUAGAAGUGAAAGCAGAGAAAAAACCGUUGGGCGUAAUUGUCGUUGGAGGCAAAAAUAAUUACGUUAAGACUGGUUGCGUCAUCACCCAUAUCUAUCCGGAAGGUGUCUUGGCCAGCGAUAAACGCCUGAAAAUUUUCGAUCACAUAGUAGAAGUGAACGGAGCUCAAGUUAAAUGCAAUGAAAUAACAACGCUAAAGGUGCAUCAACUAUUCCACAUGGCUUACGAUAAAGUCACAUAUGUAGUGUACCGAGCAGAUCCACCAGAACUUGAGAAUUUCAAAGUGGAGUUCACUAAGAAAUCGGGUAAAGAAUUGGGUCUAUCGCUAGCGCCCAAUGAGAAAGGUUGCACAAUAUCUGAUAUUACCUCCGCUGGUUACGCUGACAUCGAUAAUAAACUACAACGCGGCGACAUAAUAACUAAAUUCAAUGGCGAUUCACUGGAAGGCUGUACUUUCGAAGUUUGUUACGCUUUAUUUAAAGGAGCCACUGGACGCAUUAGUUUGGAUAUAACGCGACCUAAACCCACCGAACGUACUGAACCGACCAAAGUGUAAAAUACAAAUGUUCUCUCCUUGUUCUCAAUUGUUCUCUUCUUGUGCAACUAUAUAAAGUUUUGAAUUUCCUAAAAGAUUCAAUAAAAAAUAUAUACAAUAAAAAUAAA
Molecule: messenger RNA, 2150 nt
Organism: Glossina fuscipes
Lineage: Eukaryota; Metazoa; Arthropoda; Insecta; Diptera; Glossinidae
Gene: inaD
Product: inactivation-no-after-potential D protein
Exons: 13
Coding region: 73-2043 (656 amino acids)
Molecular function (GO): protein binding
Source: RefSeq, a predicted model, not a curated record